Molecule: messenger RNA, 1439 nt
Organism: Scatophagus argus
Lineage: Eukaryota; Metazoa; Chordata; Actinopteri; Scatophagidae
Product: putative nuclease HARBI1
Exons: 3
Coding region: 604-1239 (211 amino acids)
Source: RefSeq, a predicted model, not a curated record
CUCAGUGCCUGUACUGAAGUAACUAUCAGUAAUGAUCAGUGGGUGGAACCGUGGUGUUGAACUCCACCCACAAACCCAUCUGAGCCAAUCAGGAGCCACGCUCAGCUGUCAAUCAUGACAUUUCACCUCGUUUUCAAAGCAUCAAAUGAAAAAAUAACACCAAACUUCUUCUUCUUAAUGGCUAUCAGCAACUUUUAAGGCCGACUGUUUUCUGAUGUUAGUCGUGAGCUGAUGUUGUGAAUCAAUCAUCACACUUUAAAUGUCAAUAUGACAGCUUUGACCAGCGCUUGAAAGAUGAAUAUUAAUUUCAACAGGAAGAUGAGAGCUGUGAAUCUUCUGUUUCCUGUCUGUCAGGAAGACAAAGUGUUGGAGCGUCGUUCCGGUUCUCUGAGGCACAUCACAGAUCCAGUUUAGUCUGAACCAGGGAUUGGAAGUUUCAUCACAAGUGCAUCACAACUUUGUGCCUGUUUGGUUUGUUUGCCCCUCAGACCACCUGAGUCCACCACUGCUGACUCUAAUUAUAACUGAUGGUCAGAACCUCGCUGAGCGUCCAGACUGAACUGACUUUAACUGUCAGGAUGGAGAGCAUCAAGCCUCCACAGUAUGAAGGAAAUGCAGUGUGGACAGAUGCUGCACCUACUUCCUGUGGUCAGCGUGAUGUCACUUCCUCAUUGUGACCUUCAGUCUGUUUUAGAUCUAACUUUAACAAAGUUAAAACUUGAGCUUUUGAGCGUUUUUCGUUACAGUCACUGCAAUUCAUUCACAGCCUCGUCCGUCCUGUCAUCACUCACAUCACCCACCGUGGCCGUGAACUCACCACUGAACAGAUACUUUGCGUUGCUCUACGUUUUUGCAAACGGGAGAGGUUUAUACAACACUGGAGAUGCAGAGCACAUAAGUAAAGCACCUGUUUGCAGAGCUGUCAGAAAGAUCAUUUGUGAUGCAGCUCACAUCAUCACAAAUGUGGAAGCCAAGUGGCCUGGGUCUGAGCAGGACUCCUGCAUAUAUCGAGGGUCUACUCUGAGCAACAGACUGGACUGUGGAGAGAUUGAAGGCUUCCUUCUGGGUGACAGGAGUUACCCCUGCCAACCCACACUCAUAACCCCUUACCCAGACCCUCAACCAGGCCCCCAGCAGCACUUCAAUGUGGCACACUGCUGGACCAGAGCCAGGCUAGAGAUGACUGUAGGCCUGCUGAAAGCCUGUUCCCAGUGCUUACAUCAUCUCAGUAACUCCUGAGGGAGCCUGUGACAUAAUUGUGGCUUGUGUUGUUCUCCAUAAUAUUGCAACUAUUAGAGGAGAGCAACACCCUGCCCUACAAACAGAAGACCACGAGGAGGACCCCAUCCACCUCCCAGAAGCCAGGAUGGUUUUGUAUAGAGCUGCCACAAGAAGUGAAUUUCCCCACUGCGGGAUCAAUAAAGUUCAUCUUAUCUUAU